AUUAUAUUAGUGGUCCUACCGGAUUUUAUGGGAUCAGCUGGGGUAAAUUAUGCGAAGAAUCUUUUGCGAGCAGCGAUUCUUGUUCAAUACGUUCCCAGGUUGUAUAGGUUUCUACCUUUGCUUGCUGGUCAGUCCCCAAGUGGCUUCAUAUUUGAGUCAGCAUGGGCAAAUUUUAUUAUAAAUCUCCUCACGUUUGUGUUAUCUGGCCACGUUGUGGGGUCAUGCUGGUACCUUUUUGGGCUACAG
This is a messenger RNA of Ilex paraguariensis (yerba mate), 246 nucleotides long. The record is from the annotation of a GenBank genome assembly. Lineage: Eukaryota; Viridiplantae; Streptophyta; Magnoliopsida; Aquifoliales; Aquifoliaceae.